AUGCCUUCCAACAUCCCCCCUUCACCAUUGGGCAUCCCCAAUGCGUCAGACGACCCUUCCUCACAGCCAAAGCCAAAAUACGUGGUAUCAAAUUCCGGCCAUGCCGCCCAUCCCGACGACAUCAUUGCGUCCUGCCGGGCGCUGCAGGCACACAUUUCGAAGAUGCAGGAGGACGCGGAAAGGGACCUAAGGGACCUGGAGGAGCGUAUAAGAGAGCGAGAGCUUGCCGAGAAGAGACGGCUGGCGCCGGGAUGGUUGGAUAGCGACGCACGCCUGCUGGAGCCCGAAAGAACCGGACCAGCUGCUCAUUUGGAGCCGAGUCCGCCGACUUCCCUGGGACAAAGCGACCAAGGCGGCAGUGGGGAUAUAUCCAGCGAUGAAGGCGCUCAGCUGGAUCGAGCUUUUGGUGACAUGGCGUUGAGAUAG
Messenger RNA from Trichoderma aggressivum f. europaeum, 426 nucleotides. RefSeq lists its product as uncharacterized. The transcript has a single exon. NCBI's taxonomy places the organism in Eukaryota, Fungi, Ascomycota, Sordariomycetes, Hypocreales, Hypocreaceae. Bases 1 to 426 code for a protein of 141 amino acids. The record is from RefSeq and is a predicted model, not a curated record.